UUAAAGGUUUGACAUCAUGUGUUAGUUAUAGUUUAUUUUGAUACUCUACAUCACUUCACUUCAUCACACUCUAUGGUUCAGGUGCGGAUAGAAAAGAAAAAUUUCAUGGUGUUGUGGGUGACACAUAUACGUAGAAAAAAAUUAGUUUAAGUUCAUCACAUUGGCACCAACUGCAGGGAAAUGGAAUCAAUGGAAUAUGAGCUCGCUAGGAACCUUACUCUGUUGUUCUUUGUGGAACGCCUGCUCGAAGGCGAGCCGCGCACGUUGCACGAUCUUUCCUGCCAGUUUGGUGCCAAAGGAUUCACCAAGGAGAUGCGACAGAUCGCUGGCGGGUCGCAGUCGGGCUUAAAGAAGUUCCUGGCUCAGUACCCGGCGUUGUUCAGCAUAGACGGGGACUAUGUUGAUAUCAACACGUUCCAGAAGCAUCCCAGCGGGGCGGGCGCCUCGUCCAACAAUGACUACAUCGAGGAGGCGAAGGAGUACUUUGCCGGCAAGAUGGUCCAGUACGGCGAGGGGACCGAGGUGCCCAUCAAGAGCCUGCUCGGGCACCGCAGCCAGGUCCCGCAGGUGCGUCACAUCUCCGGCCAGCGCAUCAAGGAGUUCAAGGACUUCCUGCUCAAGCAUCCAGACACCUUCCAGAUCAUCGAUGACAACGUCGUUCUAGUCAGUGAGAAUCAUAGGAGAGGUAACGCACACACUAACUCUGAACAAUUCCACAAUCUACCUGUAGCUAAUAUUAACACAGACACUGCCCAACAGUUGUUAGAUUAUGUUGCACAGUGCAUAGAAGCUAAGGGGCCUGUCAUGGUUGACCAACUCUUCCACUUGAUUGUGUCCAGAUUUCCCCAAGAAUACUGGUACCAAAUGUUUAAGUCACCAGCUGACCUGAGUGCCUUCUUAAAGAUAUUUUCAGACUCAUUCCAUGUUCAAUCGAAUUUGGUAACCCUUAUAAGCAAACCAAAGAUACCUGUCAUGUAUCUGAAUGCGAAAGCUAAAGCCAAGACUGAUAUACCAAAACCUGUGGUUGAGGAGAAACCUGUGUCCCCAAUCCCACCCACAGUAGAAAGUCCUACUCCAUCAGAUGGUAAGAAGAGCCCCGCAAACAGAAUACUCAGUCCCAUUGAAUCUCCUCGUGGUCCACAGGGCAAUAUUGCCAACCAGACUCUAAAGCAAAGAAUCAAUUCCAUAGUAAUUAAGAAUUUGGCAGAGAAUAUGGUCAGAGAUAGAGUAAAUAAUCAUUUGAAUGCUCGGAGUGCAGAGGAGACCAAUGGGACUCCAAGCUUAAGGAACAAUGUGAUGGGUGAAGCUUGGCGACAAAAGGUGCUCCAGUGCACAACUGUCAUAGCUAAUGUAAGAGAAUGUGCCACAUUGAUUGAAAGCAUUAUGGCACCCAAACGCAACACAAAAAGUAUUGUGUCAUUUGACUGCGAAGGAAUAAAUCUUGGCCUCAAAGGUGUGUUGACACUGUGUCAAAUUGCCACCAUGAAUGGUGAAGUGUACAUACUAGAUAUUAUGGCAUGUCCCAACAUGGUCAUAGAAGGAAAAAUAAAGGACUUACUUGAGAGUGAAAACGUUGUGAAGAUCAUACAUGACUGUAGGAAUGAUUCAGUCAAUUUACACAAUCAAUUUGAGAGUUUGAAGAAUGUGUUCGACACUCAGGCUGCCCACGCUGUCUUACAAUUGCAGCAACAAGGUGUGCCUGUUUACAAAGUCAAGAAUCUUAGUCUUAAUGCUUUGUGUGAACUGUAUAAUGCUCCCAUGAACCCUAUGAAAGAGCAAUUGAAAAAUGUGUACCGCAGGGACCAACGUUACUGGGCUAGGAGACCUCUGACAAAAGAUAUGAUUAUUUAUUCAGCAUCAGAUGUCCUGUCCUUAGUUAAUCCUGCAAUAUAUGCAUACAUGUCUAGCAAUAUUCGGCCAGACAAUCAACAGUUGUUUGAAGAACUUAGCAAUGAACAAGUAUUCAUGCACAUUCAACCAACAGAAGUCAAACUGCGCAAGAGGCAGAGAAAAAUUAACACUGAAGUUGGUGAGUUGAAGCAGAAGCUAGCUGAAACCACAAAGAAUAUUGUACUGAGUAACAGGGAAAUCAGACUUCUCAGAUACAUUGAACUCACAGAAGAGGAAAAAGAAAUGAAAGGUUGUCAUAAAAUAUCUAAGAAGUUGGAGAAACUCGAAGCUAUUGGGCAUGACAAGGAUUCUGAUUCAGAUGAUGACGAGAGAGAAAAUGAAAUGGCAAGCUUAGAGUCCAACCCCUCUGAUCCUAUAAUGUCACCACACUCCACACAGCCACCAAGCCUCACAGAAUCCAUGCAAAUGAUGGAUGAAAUAUUGUCAGACACAAACAUGGAUAAGGGAAAGAUAAAUCGUCUCGAAGCAAUACUGUCCGCCGUCGCGCCCCUCAGUGGCGAGCUAGAAGAUAAAUUCUCACAAACAAUGGAACAAACACUGCCAUUGCUCAAAAACAAGGACUGGUCCAAUCUAAGCCAAAUUUUGAACUUAGGAGGGGAACCGGAUAGAAAAAGCUGUAGCUGCAGAUGCCAUAAUACUACCUAUGAUGAUGUUAAGUGCAAUGAUCUCAAUGAAACCAAGAAGGCUGAGGUUGGCUCUCAGACCCUCAGCACCGGGACAUCGAUCACGCGGAUACACUUCAGGGAGGAAGACAAGCUCAACGAGAGGAUCCUGAAUGCGUCGCCCCUAAGCAAACGGGUAGGAAUUAACAACAUGUCUUGAUAUCACUCAGUAGCUGCACUUCCAUGUUCUGAGUGCCACAGUUUAGUUUCGAAACUGUUCAUAUAUGUGAUCGUUUUAUAUACUUUUUUUAGUUAUGAUGUAUU
Molecule: messenger RNA, 2837 nt
Organism: Trichoplusia ni (cabbage looper)
Lineage: Eukaryota; Metazoa; Arthropoda; Insecta; Lepidoptera; Noctuidae
Gene: egl
Product: egalitarian protein homolog
Biological process (GO): nucleobase-containing compound metabolic process
Molecular function (GO): nucleic acid binding; 3'-5' exonuclease activity
Source: RefSeq, a predicted model, not a curated record